AUUGUUUUAUUUUGUAUUAAGGGAAGCUCCAGUGCAGUGAAGUUUAAAAUAGUUUAAUAUCAAUUUGAGAAAAAAGAUGCCGGAUGGACUUAAAUAUCUCUUGGCCGCACCUGGAAGGCAAAGAUGUGUCGUAUUCUUGGAAAAUGAAAUCACAUCGUUAUAUAACACAGACUAUGUUGAGGAGCUCGUAAAGAACUUUACAAAUGAGAAUAGUCGUCAAACUGAUUCUCCCAAAAAGCCAAUAAUUCAUCUCAUUCUUUAUGUUUUGUCGAAGGAGUCUUUAAAUUAUGACAAAGAGUUGACAUUUGUAUAUGAGAAUUUCGAAUUCUCCAUUGAUGGAGUAUUUCAACAAUUGUGCCAAAAUGUGAAGAAGCAGCCGAAUUCGAGUCAUGUUUUGAUAAUUGACGAUUUCUCGACAUUUUCAUUGUUAUCAGCAAAUAGAGAUUGUUCUAAAAUUGCAAGCUUUUUGAAGCGGUGCUGUAAAAAGUUUCAGCGAGUAUUUACAUUUUCUAACCAAAAUACAUUAAGCAGACUCGAAAUUUCUAAAUUGUAUGAAGUGGCAUCAGCAGUUGCUGUUCUGGGAUGUUAUCAUGGUAGUGGUGGGCUACCAAAUGAGGUGGCGCAUGCUAAGAAGACAAUACUUGUUUGUGAUCUUUUGAAAAUCAGAGAAGAGAGAAGAGUGUCUCAUGAGCAAACAAAGUUUCAAGUACUUGAAGGAGAAAUAACCGAGUUGAAAGAAGAUGCAUUGGGCGGAACUCUGAGCAAAAACCAAGAGGACGUACUUAAAAAUCUCACGACUUUCAAACUAACUGUGGAAGAUAAAGAAAAGGAAUCCAGGAGUAAACUAUAUCUUCCAUAUUUUGACGCUCAAAAAAUCGCUGUUGAUGAUCCUGAAGAUUAUGAUGACUAUGAUGAUGAAGAUGAAGAGGUGUAACUGGAGCAAGACUGCAUGAUUAAUGUUGGUGCAUAUUAUGCUAAAUGAAUAAAAUGUCUGUGAUAUAUUAGUUAAAACCAA
Molecule: messenger RNA, 1015 nt
Organism: Folsomia candida
Lineage: Eukaryota; Metazoa; Arthropoda; Collembola; Entomobryomorpha; Isotomidae
Exons: 5
Coding region: 77-934 (285 amino acids)
Biological process (GO): tRNA wobble uridine modification
Cellular component (GO): nucleus; elongator holoenzyme complex; cytosol
Molecular function (GO): tRNA binding
Source: RefSeq, a predicted model, not a curated record